AUGCAAUCCCUCAAUCCUCUGUGGAAUAGUAUUGAUAAGUCCAUGGUCCGGAUAGCGUCGCCACCGGGUCUUGGAUUGACCUACCAGCGCUCCAGCCCCAUUCGACUCUCCGUCAAAUGCGUCGACCCAACCAAUGCUGGCGGAACUCGUCAUGAAUGGCAGAGCUGCUGCGCCAUCCUUGCCGGUAAAGUUGCGUCCCUGCAACAGGAUAGCAAGAAUACCUACACGGGCGCUGCCGGAAUUGCCUCCGUGAACGACCACCAGACUCUGGAACUCGUUCCUAUGAAUGGAGCUGGAGCUGGAGCUGGAGCUAAAUCUUCCUUGGCUCUUCCCAAGCCGCUGAGCAUGGCCAACGUCUCAGCGGCGCCGCUGCACGGUUCGCAGCUCCGAGUUGCAUACCGGGGCUUUCCGGGUGCCUACAGCGAAACCGCCGCCGGCAAGGCGUAUCCCAAUUGCGAAGCCAUACCGUGUGAUCAAUUCGAAAUCGCUUUCCAAGCGGUGGAGCAUUGGAUCGCCGAUAGAGCCGUGCUUCCAGUGGAGAAUUCACACGGCGGCUCUAUUCACCGGAAUUACGACCUCCUCCUCCGCCACCGUCUCCACAUAGUAGGUGAGGUUCAGCUCCCCGUCCAACACUGCCUCAUCGCACUCCCCGGCGUCCGAAUCGAACACCUCACUCGAAUCAUAAGCCACCCUCAAGCACUCUCCCAAUGCGAAAACACACUUACUAAAUUAGGCCUCAACGCCACCCGUGAAGCAUUUGACGACACCGCCGGAGCGGCGGAGUACAUAGCCACCAACAACCUCCGUGAGACGGCGGCAAUCGCCUCUUCACGCGCCGCUGAAUUGUAUGGCCUCCAAAUCCUGGCCGAUGGAAUCCAAGACGAUUCAUGUAAUCUCACGAGAUUCGUAAUCUUAUCACGAGAACCCAUAAUUCCUCGCACAGAUCGGCCAUUCAAAACAAGCAUCGCAUUCGCACAGGAAAAGGGUACAAACAUUCUGUUCAAGAUUCUAUCCUCCUUCGCUUUUCGCAAUAUCAAUCUGGCAAAAAUCGAAUCGCGGCCGCACCGGAAUCAGCCAAUCACGGUGGCUGACGUCGGCUCCAAGAAUUUUGAAUACAUGUUUUAUGUAGAUUUUGAGGCAUCAAUGGCGGAGGAGAGGGCGCAAAACGCCAUGGCUGAAGUUCAAGAGUUCACAUCUUUCUUGAGAGUUUUAGGGAGUUAUCCCAUGGAUAUGACUCCAUGGAAACCUGCCAUAGAAGAAUCAUAA
Messenger RNA from Fraxinus pennsylvanica, 1266 nucleotides. NCBI's taxonomy places the organism in Eukaryota, Viridiplantae, Streptophyta, Magnoliopsida, Lamiales, Oleaceae. The record is from the annotation of a GenBank genome assembly.